UGGGACUAUAUGGCCGUAGUGCUAAUGUUGCGGUGCAGUAAAUGCCCGGGUUUCUACGGCGCUGGUUUUUGUGGUAUGGUCCGGUUGGGACUGAGAACCUGCGGGGUUAAAAUAGGGGGGAAUUGAAUUUAUUAUUGAUUAUACCAACUAGAGUUUUGAAUGAGUUCACGGAGUCCUGACUUUUCACCGUGGCUUUUGUGCCGACAUGAGGUUGUAUUUAGACGCCGUUUUCCUUGCGGCCUCAUCACCAAACGUUGACCGCGUUUUCCUUCGUACCCCCGCUGAGAGUCCUGUGUGACCGCUCUGUGGAUGAAGUGACAUGCUGCUUUAUUUUGGCGUGCAAGUCCUGUCAGCAAGGGCGAAACAGUCUGUAGACCCAGAAUCUCUGUCUCAGAUGGCACUUCAGGGUUGAAUUCUGUGCCACUUAGCUCAGAGAUGGCUGCUGAAGUGCCUCAUUGUUGCAGCUUCAUAGCUCUUCCCUAAAUAAACAAGUCUAGCACAUGGUGGUUUUGAUAAAUCUGUGACAGCAGAGGCUCCAUCAUCCAUAAAGGCGUCCCUUGCUGUCUCAGGAGUGAAGUGAGAAGUGACGUGGUUGGCGACAGGCCUGGCACCGAGCUGCCAUGGAGACCAAGCAGGAACCCUCUGCUGUGUGGAGUCAGACUGCUAACAGUGAUUCAGGGAACGCCACACAGGUGCAUUUUGAAGGCAGCACAGUGGCCCAGAUAGUGUACAGUGGAGAUCAGGCGGACCGGGGACAGCAGCAGGUGGUUUAUACUGCAGACGGGAACUCCUAUGCCUCUGUAGAGUCUGCAGAGCACACACUGGUCUACAUACACCCUGCAGAUGGCACUCAGGCUGUAUUUGGUGAUCAGCCACAAGUGGCUUACAUUCAGCAGGAUGGUACAACUCAGCAGGUCACAGUUUUGCUGCCCAGCGGACAGAACAUGAAUGCUGCCAAUCUGCAUGUCCUGAGUAACGUAGCAGAAGCUCCACAAGCGAUCCUGGAGCCAGUUUCCCAGGAGCAGCUGUCUGUGUCCAAUUCGCUCACCUCCAUGGCGGACAUCGCAGACCCCCCCUCCAGUCCUCUUGGGGCCACAGACUCCACAGAUGAUUCUGAUGAAGAAGAGGACGAAGACUCUGAGAUGGAUGACUGGGAGCCUCGCCAGCCUCAGUCAUUCAACCCUCACAACCUCUGGUGUGAGGAGUGUAAUAAUGCCAGCCCCACAGUCUGUCUGAAACACGGUCCUCUGCACCCCAUCCCAAACCGGCCAGUGGUGUCCAAGGCCCGGGCCAGUCUGCCUCUGGUCCUGUACAUUGAUCGCUUCCUGGGUGGGGUGUUCUCCAAGAGGCGCAUCCCAAAGCGCACACAGUUUGGUCCUGUGGAGGGACCUCUGGUUCCUCAGAGUGAGCUACAGGACCACUACAUUCAUCUGAAGCUGUGUCUGCUGGACACAGAGAAAGAUGGAGAGAAGUCUAACGACAUGUGGUUGGACCUUUCUGAUGAGGACAACUGUAACUGGAUGAUGUUUGUGAGGCCUGCUCAGAACCACCUGGAGCAGAACCUGGUGGCCUAUCAGUACGGCUCAGAGAUAUUUUUCACAACCAUCAAGAACAUCCAGCCUAAACAAGAGCUCAAGGUGUGGUACGCAGCAUCAUAUGCAGAGUUUGUAAAUCAAAAGAUCCAUGAUGUGACGGAAGAAGAGAGAAAAGUGCUGCGGGAGCAAGAGAAGAACUGGCCUUGUUAUGAGUGUAACCGCCGCUUUGUGAGCUCUGAACAACUGCAGCAACAUCUCAACAUGCAUGACGACAAGUUAAACUCUGCUAAUAGAUCCAGAGGCCGGGGUCGAGGAAGAGGCAGGAAGAGAUUUGGGACAGGAAGAAGACCGGGGCGGCCUCCUAAAUUUAUACGUUUGGAUCCACCAGUUGACGCUGGUGGGGACAAGACAACAGAGUUGCUGGAACUGACAGAGAAGCAGCCGCUGGACGAGCGAGUGGAGGGAGCUCAGAAUGGGCUGAAGGUGGUGGAGAUGGAGCCGGAGGCAGAGCCUGGGACUGAGGUUGAGGGUCAGCUAAUACCUCCUGCAGGGGAACCGGGCCCAGAGUCCAUAACUCCACCAUCCAACACAGAGUUGGCAAUUCCGCUGAAGGAAGACCCAGCACAGAGCAGCCAAUCAGACGCCCACCUCACAUCUCAGGACAUGCGCCGUGCCAAGAGGAUACGGAAUGCAGCACUGCAGCACCUUUUCAUCAGGAAGAGUUUCCGUCCUUUUAAAUGCACCCACUGUGGGAAGGCCUUCCGGGACAAAGACAAGCUGGAUCAGCAUCUGCGGGUCCACGGUCGGGACGCCUACGCCUUUUCCUGCCACAUUUGCAGCAAGAGCUUCAUGAGCGACGCGGCCCUGGAGGACCAUCUGCUGGUGCACACAGAAAACCGCUCCUACUCUUGUCUCUUAUGCCCAGAAACCUUUGAAAGGCUGGACCUGCUCAAAGACCACGUAGGGGUGCAUGCUGUGGACGGCUGCUUCACGUGUCCCUCCUGCAAGAAGACCUUUACUGACUUCAUCCAGGUGAAGAAGCACAUACGCUGCUUCCAUUCGGAGAAGAUCUUCCAGUGCCCAGACUGCGAAAAGGCCUUCUGCCGGCCGGACAAGCUGCGUUUGCACAUGUUACGCCACUCAGACCGCAAGGACUUCCUGUGCUCAACAUGUGGCAAACAAUUUAAGAGGAAAGAUAAGCUGCGGGAGCACAUGCAGCGCAUGCACAAUCCUGACAGAGAGGCCAAGAAGGCCGAGCGGAUCCACCGCUCCAAGACCCUCAAACUGAAGGCACCCACCACUGACUUUGAGAGCUUCAUGUUCAAAUGCAGAGUGUGCAUGAUGGGAUUCAGACGCAGAGGAAUGCUGGUCAAUCAUUUGUCCAAGCGUCAUCCUGAGAUGCGUAUUGAUGAAGUGCCUGAGCUAACGCUGCCAAUUAUCAAGCCCAACAGGGACUACUUCUGCCAGUAUUGUGACAAGGUGUAUAAGAGUGCCAGUAAGAGGAAAGCCCAUAUACUGAAGAACCAUCCGGGGGCAGAGUUGCCUCCCAGCAUCCGCAAGUUGCGACCAGCUGCCCCUGGUGAACCAGACCCCAUGCUGAGCACGCACACCCAGCUGACUGGCACCAUCGCGACUGCACCGGUGUGCUGCCCACACUGCGCGAAACAGUACAGCAGCAAGACCAAGAUGGUUCAGCACAUCAGGAAGAAGCAUCCAGAGUUUGCCCAGCUCGCCAACACCAUUCAGGCUCCUUUGACAACAGCUGUGAUCAGCAGUGCUCCUGCAGUCAUCAGUGCAGAUGGUACCACAGCUGAGGCUGUAGUGACCACAGACCUGCUGACCCAGGCCAUGACGGAGCUUUCUCAAACACUGACCACAGACUACCGAACCGCACAGGGAGACUACCAGAGGAUUCAGUACAUCCCCGUCUCUCAGGCAGGAGGCAGCCUGUCCCAGCCACAGCACAUUCAGCUGCAGGUGGUGCAGGUGGCACCGGCGUCCUCCCCACAUUCGCAGCACCCGACAGUAGAUGUGAGCCAGCUGCAUGACCCUCAUGGAUACAGUCAGCACUCCAUCCAGGUACAACACAUCCAGGUGACUGAGCCCUCAGGCACUGGACAAGGUGCCACCCAGAUAACUGGUCAGCCUCUAAGUCCCACCGCCCAGCAGGCUGGUCAGGAGCUGAGCCCUGCCCAGUUGACCCCUGUCACCCUAGCUCAGAGCCACACCCUGCAGACCAGCAGCACCCAGCAGCAACAGGGGACCGUGCAGCACGCUUACAUACCUGGGAACUGGAACUACCGAGGUUAUUCGUCUGAGAUCCAGAUGAUGGCUCUACCUCACGCUCAGUAUGUGAUAGCUGAGGCCAGCACACCUGUUUCUGGAGUCAACAGCAACCAGGUGAAAACGACGCACUAUGUUAUCUCUGAGGGUCAGACCGAGCUGGAGGCGAAGCAGGCUGUUCCUCAGAGCACAACCCAGGCCCACACUGAACAUCUGGAGCAGCAGCCGACCAGUCAGCAAGCCACCACACAGUACAUCAUCACCACAACAACCAAUGGCAGUGGCACUAGUGAAGUUCACAUCACAAAACCCUGAACUGUACAGUGAUGAACUGUCAGAGACUGAUCCUGCAUGUAGACCUCAGAAGCUUGUACGCACAUGAAUGAACUAAUACAGUGUCAUAUGCCGAUGGAAACAGACGGAGAUAAAAUGGGGAGGAAUGGAUGACCAGCACAGUUUUAUGUGUCUGUAUGUUAGUAGAGAGAAAAAUGCAAUGUUUUGAUUUUGAACAGAAUAUAUAAAACAAAAACUAAACCGAAUACUUGUUUUGAAUACACAGAAAUGGAAAGUGUGGAAUUUUUCAGAAACAUUUACAGUGGAACUGUGAGGAACGUUAUAUCAAAAACAGGGCACCUGCACAAGUUUUAAAGUAUUCAACAUCCAAGAGAUCAUUUUAAGGUCUGGAAAAGGUGGAAGACUUUUGUUGCUCAGCCCUUAAACAGACAUGAGUGCCCAUUUUACAUAUUUGUAAAGUUAUAGAUAUUUCUUGAAGUAUAGUAUUUGUAAAUGAAAGUCUGGAGAGAAAUACAGAACUGAAAAAUAUGGGAAAAUACUGUACAAAACAAUCCUGAAAAACAGGUCACUAUGUUUUUGUCCAGUGUUAAGUACACUGGACACACACACCCUCUGCUGUGUUGUAUGUUUGCAUAUUGUCGCUGAUAUCUGAUGUAAUUUUUUGCCAACAAUUUCCUCUUUAAAAUGUCUCACACAUCUGUUUUUAUUCAUAUGCCGGAUCGUCUUGAUUUUCCCAAAAAAAUCAGAAUUUUUUUUUUUUAAUUCUACUUUUACAAGACUUGCCGAAUGCUGCCAAGGUCUUUGGGGGUCACUUAGUUAAGCAUUGCAUUUGGUUUUACAAGAUAAUACAGAGUUCUUAUGGAUAUAAUUGACCUUUAAACUUGUGGAAUAUUUUGUUUUUGACAUAUCUUAAAGGUAUUUGUCACAGAGUUAAUGGCACCUGGAAACUAUACUUGAAGAGUAGCUUGGCACCAGGCUGAAAAUCUCUAAUGCUCGGUGCGGUCAGAAAAUGUGCUCUGUUACACCUGCAACCACAUCCAGCAGUGAUGUGACAGGGUCCUGGAAAACAUCUGUACAUCACUGGAGCAAGGUGACAACUGGAGGGUAGAAAAGAUAAGAAUUUUACGUCAAAUACAAGAACAUGCGUUUUUAAAUGUGAUUUCUUCUGUUUCUUUCCCGGACACUAGUCAGUGCGAGAAGAAAAAUAUUGAUGUUUUCCUCAAACAAUUUUUCAUGUUGCGGUUAAGGUUUAAUCGAGAGCAGCACAGCCCCAUGGUUUGCUCUUCCCUUGGUGCCUGUGCAGACAGGUAAUGCGUGUUUUUUUAGAGGCUUAUUUUCCUCAGUGAUGUUAUGAAGACAGAUGACUAGAAAGUUAAAAAUAUGUUUUUAGUCCCUCAAGCGUUACCAAUGAAAUAUUUAAUAAUUUAAACAAAUUAAUAAAAAUAUUUAAUAUUAACAGGUUUGCAACUGAACAGAUCAGGAACUCAACAUGAUGCAGUGUUUAAGGUUGAUAUGGGCUUAUUUUACCGUAUUAAUCGGUUUAUUAACCUACAAAAAACUGAGUACUCAGAUUUGGGUUGGCACUGAAAGGGCAGCACAGUAUUUCAGGCUAAACAGCAGUGAGACACAGGGUCAUUCAGCACAUCUCACGUUUCCUUCGCAGUUAAGUGAAAAUGAACUUCAGCAGCAAGAGUUCAUAACAAUCAUCUGUUUUACUUAUAUGUUAAUUAGCAUCUGGUGCUGGAGAUUACCUUCUGUGUGUUACAGUACUUUGAAGUACAUAAUGUUUUCGAUUUUCAUUAAGUAUUUGUACAUAAAAUAUCUCUCAGUGGCAACACAUUUUAAAACAGGUCAUUGUAAAUUGUUGUUGAUGUGCCCAUUAUUUAUACUGCUCUAUGACAAUAGACUUGUAAAAUGUAAAAUAUAG
Molecule: messenger RNA, 6039 nt
Organism: Toxotes jaculatrix (banded archerfish)
Lineage: Eukaryota; Metazoa; Chordata; Actinopteri; Toxotidae
Gene: prdm10
Product: PR domain containing 10
Exons: 23
Coding region: 621-4133 (1170 amino acids)
Cellular component (GO): nucleus
Molecular function (GO): protein binding
Source: RefSeq, a predicted model, not a curated record